This is a messenger RNA of Helobdella robusta, 8114 nucleotides long. RefSeq lists its product as hypothetical. The coding region runs from base 1 to 7701 and encodes 2566 amino acids. Gene Ontology annotation, biological process: double-strand break repair via alternative nonhomologous end joining; DNA-templated DNA replication. The record is from RefSeq and is a predicted model, not a curated record. NCBI's taxonomy places the organism in Eukaryota, Metazoa, Annelida, Clitellata, Rhynchobdellida, Glossiphoniidae. The transcript has 28 exons. Gene Ontology annotation, molecular function: DNA-directed DNA polymerase activity; DNA binding.
AUGUAUACCACAAAUUUUUUGAAAAAUCCUCCAACGACAUCGACGACGGACUUGAUGAAUUGUUCCUGGGGGAGUCCUUUAUUAAUUUCCACACCUUCUUCAUCGUUGCAUAAUUAUAGUAACAGUAACAAAAAUUAUGUAAAAAAAAGAUUUAGUAGAGGCAAAGAUGAAAAUAAUACACCAACUAAGAAAGCGGAGAAGAAUCUGAUUAAAAAGAAAAUUAAUUUAUUUGGUAAAGUUGAACAAUCUGCUAAUGAAAAUGAUAAUAAUAAUAAUGAUAAAAUCACAAGAAUUGAUGAUGGCACUGAAAAUCUCAGCCAAAAAACAUUAAAAAGCGAUAACUCACAGCAUAGCAAAAAACAAAAUCACAUGGUUAACAACAACAACAGCCAAGCCUCUAAGAUUAAAAAUAAGAAUGAUAAUUUAAAUAAUAAUAACGUUGAUGAUAUUAAUGAUAAUGAUGAAAAAGAUGAUGAUCAAUUGUUAUUAUCAUCUUGGGGAUUACCAGAGGUUAUUUUAAGACGCUAUCAGGAAUCCGGCAUUGAAAGAUUAUUUGAUUGGCAGGCCGAGUGUUUAAGUACUGGAAAAGUUUUAGAAAGGGGGAAUCUUGUAUAUAGCGCCCCCACCAGUGCAGGCAAAACUAUGGUGGCCGAGCUACUGAUGUUGAAAUCAGUGUUAGAGACUAAACGAAAAGCUCUAUUCAUCCUACCGUUUGUGUCAGUAAAUUUAUUUCAAAAUGCUGGGGUCCAUGUUGGUGGUUUCUAUGGUAACCAGGGACCUGCUGGUGGCUUUCCAUCCAUUGACAUUGGCAUCUGUACAAUUGAGAAGGCCAAUAAUUUGAUAAAUAGGUUGAUGGAGCAGCAGCAACAACAAUCAUCAUCACAACUUCCGUCAUCAUCAUCUUCAUCGUCGUCGUCAUCAUCUUCCCCGACCAUCCAAAUAAUCGGCAUGAGUGCCACACUGCCGAAUUUGGAAUUACUAUCGACGUGGCUGGAUGGCGACCUGUACACCACGCGCUACAGACCCGUGCCUCUACUUGAAAUGGUUAAAAUCGGUGACCAGCUGAUCAACUCUGAUGGAAGAUUGUUGAGGAGUUUAGGCAACAGUAGGCUAGAUCACGUGAUCCACCUCUGCUCGGAGACAGUCGUCAACGAAGGAUGUUCAGUUCUGAUCUUCUGUCCAACUAAAAACUGGUGCGAGAAACUGGCCGACACCAUCGCCAGGGAGUUCUAUGACGUCAUCAGGGCAGCCAUCAUGGAAAAUAAUGUACCUGGAUAUGAGGUCACCAGCAAUAAGUUUCAUCCAAACGAGCGUGAUCUCACAGACGUCCUUGAACUCUUACGAAGGUCACCAUCUGGCCUCGAUCCGACUCUCGGCAAGAUGGUAAGAUGUGCCGUGGCCUAUCAUCACGCAGGUUUAACCUUUGAGGAACGUGACAUUAUAGAGGGCGCUUUCAGGUCAGGAGUGAUCAAGGUGGUUGUGGCUACCAGUACGCUGUCUAGUGGAGUCAACCUGCCGGCAAGAAGGGUCAUCGUACGUACCCCAAUUUUUCACGGCUGCCCCAUAGAUGCCCUGGUUUACAAGCAAAUGAUUGGUCGGGCUGGUCGAAAGGGGGUUGACAUUAAAGGCGAAAGCGUACUCGUAUGCAAGCAGUCAGAAUCGAAAAUAGGGAUGUCCCUGAUGACGUCCAAUCUUGAGCCCAUCACUAGUUGCUUGAACUUGGGCGGGCCCGGGGUAGGUGGGCUGAGUUCAUCCAUGAAGAGGGCAAUUCUAGAGGUGAUAAUAGUAAACAAAGUUGCUAGUACACUGAAACAAGUAAACGUAUAUGCUAGAUGUACAAUGCUGGCUGCCGCUAUGAAAUUAGCCACCGCUGCUACUACGACAGCAACUACUACAACCACUACUACUACUAAUAAUAAUAAUGAUAAUAAGGCUGAUAAUGAUGAUGAUGGUGGUGGUGGUAAUAGUAAUGAUGAAGACGCUGUAUCUACAUGCGUCAAGUAUCUUGUAGACAAUGAGUUUGUUCAGAUAGUUAAAGUUGCCAAAGACAAAGAAGCGACAACGACCACCACAACCACUGCUGCUAUUACUACUGCAGCUAAAAUUGGCAAAAAUAAUAAAAACGUUAAUGAAGAUAGUGGCGAUUACAUGUACGUGCCCACUCAGCUGGGUCAGGCGGUGGUCAGCUCUGGGCUAUCGCCAGACGAAGGGCUGAAAGUUUUUGUGGAGCUGCAGAAAGCUAGGAGAUGUUUCGUGUUGGAGAAUGAUUUGCAUAUUAUUUAUUUGGUGACGCCCUUGUAUAUGCAAGAUCAGUUCACGAUCGACUGGUACAACUACCUGUGCAUCUGGGAGGGGUUGAGCCCUGGUUGCCGCAGGGUGGCCGAAGUCGUGGGGGUGCAAGAAAUAUUUCUGUCAAAGGCUGUGCAUGGAAAAUUAAUGCAGAACGCUGAUCGAUCGGUUGAAAGAAUGGUAUCUAUACACAAACGUUUCUACAUGUCUCUGGCUUUGUAUGACCUCGUUAACGAGGUGCCCUUGAACUCUACAUGCCAGAAGUUCAAGGUCAAUAAAGGCUCACUGCAGACUCUUCAACAAUCUUCCUCCACAUUUUCUGGUAUGGUGACGGCGUUUUGUAGUAAGUUAUGUUGGCACAACAUGGAAUCUCUCUUUCAGAAUUUUCAGUGCCGACUUUGCUUCGGUGUGCAGCCGGAAUUGGUGGAUCUUGUCAGGAUAACCAUUAUGAACGCUCAACUGGCUAGAUGUUUCUUUUCAGCUGGUUACGUCAAUGUAACCUCGCUUGCCACAGCUAACAUCGAUGACGUUGUGAAGAUUGUUAAGAAGGCCUCUCCAUUCCUCAGUUCUAAAAGGAUGGAGGGUGAAAGUGAAGCUGAUUACGAAGAACGCAUGCGAACAAGCAGGUGCGUGUUUGUGUCCGGCGGCGAUCGAGGAAUGACGCAACUUGAAGCCGCACAACAAAUCCUGCAAGAAGCCCGCCAACUCGUGGCUGACGAUUUGAUCAAGUUAGGAAUCAAGAAGUCUGUUAGUGAUGUUGAUGACGGCGAAGAUUGCAAUGAUAGUAAUACAAAAAUUUCGCCCACUGUCUCCUCGUUAAAUCGAUCUAAGUCAAAAAAAUACCGACGCCGUGUUAACAAAAGUGCAAAAGUUAAUUCAAGUAAGCGAGGUGGAGAAGUUCGCAAGUCUCAAAAUGUUAGUCGUAAUAAGGAGAAGUCAGUGAAGAUUGAGAGAAAUGUGAACGUUUCUAUACUGACGCCUCCAGUUUCAUUUGUUGACAGUCAAAAGUUGAAAAGAGAUAAAACUUUUAGUCAAAAUAUAGUAAAUGAUAAUGUUAAAUGUAUUGUAAAUUUAAACAUACCACCUGCUAAUAAUGAGCAGAUUAGUAACUUUUCUGAUGAAAAUCACAAAAAUAAUUUAAACGACACUUUUAAAAUCAAUAUCGAAAUUUUAAAUCAGAAUGAAAAAUCUCAGAAAAAUGUUCACAAUAGUUUACAUACUAGUCGUUCACCGUUGAAAGUAAUUGAAGGGAAUGUUGUUAUUCAGACGCAGAAUAUUGACAACGAAGCAGACGAUUCAGACGAUAUGUUGUUCGAGAACGAUAGUGUAGAUGAUGCCUGCUUGAUCGGUCAGGCAGACUCCAGUCAAACAAAUGUGGGUAAAUGCGAAAAAUCACAACCGAUGCCAGAUAACAUCGGUAUGAGCGAGAUAGGGGGAGAAAAAAGUAAAGAUGAAAUUUUAAAAAAAGACUCUGUGAUAGGUGGUCAGCUGAUGAAAAAUGAUCAAGCAGAUGACGCCAUACACGAUGGUCUCAUUGACGAGUUUUUACUAAAUUCAUUUACGAACAUUAAAAAGCCUGUUGAUUGCACUGAAGUAGCAACAAAUCUAAUUGAGGAUGGUUCAAUGAAGCGUUUACUUGCUGGGCAACCUUUCGUCAGCACGAGUGAACGAACAACAGAUAAGCUCAGCAUGAAUUUAUUUGACGAUGCUUCAAAUUCAAGUGAGGUGAGUCUGUUUGAUAGCAGCCAAUGUUUACGCGAAAGAAAUGAUUGUGUCGGUUACAAUGAUGAUGUGGACUUAGAGGGAGACCUUAACAAUGUUUCACCAAGGGAGGAAGAUCUGUUUUCCACGUCUUGUUUUGAAAGGAAACAAUUUUGCUCCAUGCUUCUCGACGGCAGGACGCCUUAUUCCGAGGAAAUGUUUGAGGAGAACGCAAAUGACGUCAAUGAAAAUUAUGUUGUAGACGCCAACGCUGAAAUAAAUUGUGAAAUAAAGGCUGAAAACUAUGAAAAUAACGAAAGAAUUUCUGUUGCUGAUGAUUUUUUUGAAAGAAGCACAGUUGAUAUUGAAGACAAAGCUAACGAGCAAAAAGUUGAUGAUGGCAAUCAAAAAGUUGAAAAUCGUGGAGAUGGGGAAAUAUCUUUUGAAGUCAGCGACCUCUUUUCUAGUUUUCUUACAUGUGCUCCUUCAAUAAAAACAAAACAUUCCCCCAAUUUGCCAGAAAAAAUCGAACAGAAUGAUGUAAAAAUUGACGGCAAAUCCCAGAUUGAAAGUGGGUCUAAUAUUCAAACAAGCACUCACAACAACGACAAUAACAACAGCAACAACGACAACAAAAAAGAAACUAUCUGCAAUAAUGUUUAUAAUUUUGACACAAAUCUUCCAUUCACGCCUACUAUGAAAAAAUUCAAGUCAGUUGAUAUUUCAACGCAUAUAAGUCCCGAUGUAGAACUCAUUAUGAACGCAUUCUGCGACGACACCUGCUGGGAAUCCAGCAACAAAAAACGAAAAAAACCGCCAAAAAGGGCUCUAAAUUUUUUUCUAGAAAGUUCAAAUGCCGUUAUUCAAGAUAAGAAAAAGUUGAAAAUGGACUGCAACAACACAAAGAAAGAACAAGAAGGUAACUUUACGGAGUUGAAAACUUUUGGAAAUACUCCUAACAUCAAAGAAAGUAUUCAGGCAAAUAAGUUUUCAUCUAAUAUUCUUGAAACUAAAUUCCAUGAAACCACUGAUGAAACUGUCUUUACAAAAAAAAUCACAACACCAGAGUCUACGAAUUUAGUAGCGAAGACAGCAGAAGAUCAACUCAAUCAAAAUAUCGAUCCAUUCCUUGAUCUGGAUAGCGAUGAUUCCGAAUGUUUCAUCCCACCUACUCCGCCACUGCAAACCACUCCGAAACUUCAUUCAUCGAGAAAUUUAGCUUCAAAUAUUAAAUUAACUCCUCGCCAUCUCCAUCUCGGAGCUUUUAAAACGACAACAGAUUACUCUGUUAAUAAUUCAAACAAUAGGGACAAUAAUAAUAACUCUAACAACAACGACGACAACAACAACACAAAUAUGAAUGACGUAUUAAAACGCAACAAAGUUUCAACCAUCGCUAACACGAACGAUAGAAGCAUAACGUUGUCUUCGACGCUAGAAUCUUUAACGAUAUUCGAUGUUGCCUCUAACAGAGAUUUGUUUGAGAAAUUUUUAGAUGAAUGGUCGACCAGAUAUGAAUUCUCACUCUGUGUUGCUUGUGAUAGAGUUAAGAGUACUGAAAAUAAAAUUAACGAGAAAAAAUGCGCGUCUAUCGGUGGAAAGUUUAUUCAUAAAAAUACAAUCACAACAGUAGCAGCAACAACACCAGAAACUUUCACAGACAUAAACACUCAAAACGGCUUUCCGACUUUGGAAAAGAGUAUGAGAGUUGUUGGCAUGGCUGUUUCCUGGGAGGGGUGUGACGUAUACUAUGUCUCGUUCCUAAAUUCCGUUGAAAAUUCUGACUUGGAUAGAUCGAUGGCAGCCCCUGACCUCGACCAAUCGUUGACGGUCGAGGAGAGGUGGAAAGGUGUUAAAAAGGUUCUUGAAAAAGAUAUCGACAAAACCGGUUCUCGCAUUCAAGUCGAGAUGUUCGAUUCGAAAUCUCAAUACCGACUGUUGAGUAGCACGUGUAGCAUUCUCAUAGCCGGUUUGUUGGUCGAUCCUAAGGUGGCUAGUAUCGACUGCCCGUCCGGACUUAUGAGUUUAGGCAUGACGUCAUCUGAAAUUACGUCAUCGAGAAUGAGAUCAUCAGUGGAGAGUGUGCUGGUGAGGAGGAGUAUGAAGACGAUGAAGAUGAAAUUGAGUGAAGUUUCAAAUCUAUGGCAGUGCUUCAUAACCCAGGAAAUGCCCAUUCUCAAAAUCCUGGCUGAUAUGGAACUGAACGGAAUGGGUUUCGACUACGAAGAAAGCGAGCGUCAAAAGUCACUACUACUGCGUCAGUUAGCUCACCUGGAAGAGAGCUCCUACUCGGCGGCCGGUCACGAUUUCAAUCUGGCGAACCCUGAUGACGUAAGCAGGGUGUUGUACGUGGAGUUGGGACUGCCUCCAUCGGGAGAAAGGGGCGUCGUGAAGAAGGGUCGUGUUGCUGGAAGAAAGGGUCGAAAUGGCAUAGCAAAGUACAGCACGGCGAAGAACAUUCUAGAAAAGUUGAAGAGCCUGCACCCUCUACCGACCAUGUUGUUGGAAUGGAGGAGAUUAUCUAGCGCUCUCUCCAAGGUCGUCUUCCCUCUCCAAAGCAAAAUCAUCGCCAUCCUCGACACAAGGUCAAAGUUCAAGGACGAACACGUGACCCGGAUGUACCGGAUAAACGCGGUGGCCGACAUGCACACUGCAACCGGUCGGGUCGCCAUGAAGGACCCCAAUUUGCAGAACGUUCCUAAAGAUUUUCAAAUGGGCGAGGACCCAGAAACAGCCGAACUAGUGAACGAAAGUUUCAACUACAGUUACAAGUUAUUUGAAGAUGAAGACGACGACGACGAUGAUGGUGGUGAUGGUGAUGGUGCUGGCGAUGGAAUGGAUAACAAAAAAAAGAGCAAAUCUAUUAGCAUGCGACAUUCGUUUGUGGCUUUCCAAGGUGGCACGCUACUGGCCGCUGACUACUCGCAGCUUGAACUUCGCGUCAUAGCCCACAUGUCGCAGGACAGAAAACUGAUUGACCUUUUGAACUCUGGGGCCGAUGUUUUCAGAAAUAUCGCCUGCCAACUUCACUCCUGUGAGGAGGCCGAAGUGACCGAUUCGCAGAGGCAGCAAGCCAAGCAGGUAUGUUACGGUAUGAUAUAUGGGAUAGGAAGCAAGGCCCUUGGUGAGCAACUGAAAGUCAGUGAAGAUGACGCUGCCGUUUUCAUGGAAACCUUCAAGACCAAGUAUUCUGGCAUUCGUUCCUUUCUCCACAACACAGUGUACAAAUGUCGUACGGAUGGUUACGUCACGAUGACGUCAGGUAGGCGGAGAUAUCUCAAGCGAAUCAACGAUCAGAAUGUACAUCUGAGGGCUCAUGCAGAGAGACAGGCCGUGAACACAACUAUCCAGGGUUCAGGUGCUGAUUUUGUAAAGAGGGCCAUGAUAAAAAUUGAUGAAGAGUUAAAGAAACAAAACUGGUUCGCUAGCUCUGACGGCGGUUCUUAUCUACCCCAUCUGCAUUUGAGAGGUGCUCCUCUUGGCAGUUUUAGAACCCAAGAAAAACCGUACAUACCACCGAGGGGUGCCUAUUUGAUCCUUCAACUACAUGAUGAAUUAAUUUACGAGGUGAAUGAGCGAGAUCUGACCAAUGUGGCUGAGAUAGUUAGGUGGGGUAUGGAAUCCGUUGGUAGAGAUAUCUCAGUUAGGUUGCCGGUGAAGUUAAAAGUCGGAAAGUCUUGGGGGAAGAUGAAAGAAUAUAAACUGGAAUGAGUGAUUGAGUGAGAAAAUGAAUAAAUGAAUGAGUGAAUAAAUGGAAGAUUGAAUGGAUAAGUGGAUGAAAGAUUGAUUGAAUGAAUGAAUGGAUGGUUGAUAGGCAGUUCAGAUAUUUUUCAUGGAUGAAAGUUUAUUGUAUCAUAUCAUAUCUCUUCAUAGUUUAUUGCCGUUGUACAUAUUUAAGUAUUUUUUGUACUAUUUAAUUCUUUGGUUCUAUUUAAAUUUUUUAUUUUCAUACUUGCAUGAUUUUCACUAUUUCUAGGAUUUAUUGUAAUGUAAGUGUUUAUUCUUAAUACUUUUAUCUAUUCAUAGUUUAUUUUUCCCAAUGAAUUGUAUAAUUAAUCUUUUACAUAUAUUAUUAUGUGAUAACAUUAUUUAAUGUAACACAGUAAAGUGUCUGGUGUUUAUAU